Messenger RNA from Paramecium sonneborni, 1171 nucleotides. NCBI's taxonomy places the organism in Eukaryota, Ciliophora, Oligohymenophorea, Peniculida, Parameciidae. The record is from the annotation of a GenBank genome assembly.
AUGAAAAAAUAAUAAGUUUAAGCAAAAUCAAAAGCAAAGACUGCUGAAAAAUAGAAUAAGUUGAAUUAGAAUUCAAAUGAUAGAUAUUAUCCAGAUUUAUUAAUAGAUGAAGAUGCUUAUCUUCGUAACAAUUACAAAGUAGUUAGAGAAUUAGGAAGAGGAGGAUAUGGUGUUGUUUAUAAAGGGUAUUUUUUAUUAUUAUUUAGAUAUGCAUAUCAUAAUGGAUAGGAAGAUAAGACAAAAAAAUAUGCAAUCAAAGUGAAUUUUUCAACGGUGUCUCCAGAAUUGAUAUUUGCUGAAAUUGGAUUCCUGAAAUUAGUGUAAGGAAAGGAGAACUUACCUUAAUUAGUGAAUUUGUUCCUAACAAAUUAGAAAAUAUAUAUAGUAACAGAAUAUUUUAGUUUUGAUCCAUUUAUUACAUUUUUUUCUACUUUCAACAUGUAAUAAAUAAAAGAUUAUUUACGAGAAUUAUUAAAAGCUUUAUUAGUUUUAAAAUAGAAUGGAAUAUAUCAUAGAGAUGUAAAACCAGGUAAUUUUCUAUACAAUCCAAAAUUAAAGAAAGGAAUUCUGAUAGAUUAUGGAUUAUCAGAAAUAGAUAAAUCAUUUGUUAAUAAUAUGUUAGAGAAUGGAGGUAACACACCAGAAAUAAGAAGAAGAAAACAAUUAUAUGAAGAUAUUAUGAAAACAAUUGCAUAAAUUGGUCAUAAUAAAAUAGGAACAGAAAGUUUUAUGCCUUUAGAAUCAAUAUUACAUUAUUAAGAAUAAUCAUAUGAAGUUGAUAUUUGGGCAGUAGGAGUGAUAUUUCUAUAAUUUCUAACUAGGAAAUAUAAUUUAUUUAGUAAUGUAAGAAUGGUACAUAAACCAGCAGUUCCUAAGAAUCUAUUUUAUGUUAAUUUUAUAUUAGAAUUAACUUCACUUUUUGGAGCAGAAGCCAUUACUAAAAUAUGUAAUAAAUUUGGUAAUUGAUAUAUCUAUAUUAAUUUACAAUUUAGGAUAUUAUUUGAAUCUACCAUCCGUUGUAGCAAAAACUCCAAUUAAUUGGAGUAAUAUAAUACACAUUGAAGGAUUUGAUGAUAAAGCAGAAGAUUUACUAACUUAAUUAUUAGAACUAGAUCCUCAAAAAAGGAUUAAAGUUGAAGAUGCAUUAAAGCAUCCAUUCUUUGAACAAUGA